Molecule: messenger RNA, 3084 nt
Organism: Schistosoma mattheei
Lineage: Eukaryota; Metazoa; Platyhelminthes; Trematoda; Strigeidida; Schistosomatidae
Source: the annotation of a GenBank genome assembly
AUGAAUUUAUCUAGUCUUCUUGUCGGUCUACCUCAAACUGUUUGGCCCAGACUUGCCCAGUUGUUAUGCUUACCAGAUCUGGCAGUUGUGUGUGCUACUUUAGAGGCUCUUCGGUGCUUAACAAAUCUGGAUGCAACGAUGUGUUUAACUUGCUGGGAGUCCUGUUGCUUAAAUGUAAAUUCAUUCGAUCAAGAAAACAUUCCUUUUAUUUUACUCCAACCCUUGUUAGCAUUACUUACAUUAGAAGGCCAGGCGAUGGGUUCUCAAUCGCUUCAUCGCAUUAGACUUUUACCCCGUACUCCACAAGCUCAAAACGUUCAACCACAACUUCCUCAUGGGACCGGUCUACGAAUUCCUGCUCUUAGUCGUCUGUCUCCUAAUGUGAAUGAGCUCAAUCGAUCCAGGGAUGCGCCAGCCUACACUAAUGGGCAAGUGUUUAAGUCAUAUUUACGCCCAAAACUUCCUGUAGUACAUACAGUUCCUUCUGAUUCUUUUGAUAAUAAUAAUAUUCAUAACUCUUCUACUUCAUCCUUCCGUAAUUUGAAGUUCGAAUCUAGUACUCAUUUAAAACAAUCCCCAAUUUCACCAACAUCUACUUGUAUAUCACAUCCAGUGUACAGACCUCAAAGCGGAAGUACUGCUUGCUCUGGUCUUAUCAACUUACUAUCUUCAGCGCCACCUGCCUCAUCAUCACCUAAUAUUAAUAUGCCAGUUAUCAAUUCUACUUCUCCUAAUUCACCAAAAGUGGUUACACCUAGUCUAUCUGAACUGACGGAUAGACUUCAAAUGCCACCACCUUCCUUACCACCGCCAUCUGCAAUGCGACGUUCCAUAAAACGGACUCAUUCACGGACAAGCCUAAUUUCAUCUCCUACUCAAGCGGCUGAUGCAGUAAAAGUGAAUAUUUCUUCUCCUUGUAGAACUAAUCACUCAUCAGGAAACAUGACUGUAACAGAUCGAAUUAGUCCAACAUCUUUGCUGCUUGCAAAUUCGUGCAAUCUAAGAUCCCAACCUCAAGGAGACUCAGUUCCUUUAGGGGUAUCUAUAAAUCCCAGGGAAAUUCAACAAACUGAGAAACAUGAAGUUUGUUCAGAAACUUUACCCGAUGAAUCUUUAAAUCAAAUAAAUAAUUCUCGUAAUUUACUACCUCAUUUGAAGCCAAUUGUAAAUUAUGAUACUUGUAACAAGAAAACCAAUAAUAAUAGUAAUAAUAAGGACGAGCUAGAUGACAAUGAAAUCAAGCCUAUUGUUAAUGGUGAAAAAACUAUUGAUCCUAUCAUGGAUGGUGAAUUGAAAAGUCCAGUUAAUACUUUUCAUACGAAUGGUCUUCGAACUGGUAUUUUACAAGAAGCUGUUUUAGCUAUUCAAGACAGAAAAUUAAAGCAAACUUCUGAACAGUGUAAAUCAACUAUCAAAUGUGUCAAUGGUGUAUUAGAGACGAAGCGUGAACUAAUCUUAAGUACAAAAGAUAAUUCAAAUAUGGAUACUAACUCGAAUAAUGGUAAAUCAACGCCUUUUGAUAUAUGUGAGAAUUCAAAUAAAAAAUCGAGCAAGGUUUCUUUAAGCAAUGGAUAUUUAAAGGAUAAGAUUCAUGAAAAUGAAAAAGAUAACAAUUCACUAUGUGAAAAUAAUCCAUUGUAUAUUGCUUCUAGUGGAAAUGGUAACGUCAAUAAUGAUGUCAAUAAUAAAAAAACUGAUGAACUGGAGAAAAAUUCAAAUUUCCGGUUUCGCAGUGUACAUUCUCAUAGAUUCUUGAAGCGUCGACGAAAAUGGGGUUCAAAAAAUCGAUUGUUCACACCCAAGCGUCGACGUGAUCUGAUGUCUAAACAUAUUGACUCGUCACCCACUUUGCAUGUUCCAUUAACGUUUAAUCUUGUACCUGGUUCUGUUCUGGAUCCUACUUGGAAACAACCUACCGAUCCAGUAUCAGUUGAAUCCCCUCCAGACACCAGUACUAGCAGUAGUAGUAGUAGUAAGGCGAUAGUCGAACCCCCCUCAAGCAAUGUUAACGAAAAUUCAUCUAUUUCAAAAGAUGUCAUGGACAAAUCAAACAAGCUUGAUUGUGAUGUUUCCGUGACCAGUGAGUCAUCAGAACGCAAUUCAGAAUCUGGCAAUACACUUUACAAUGCUAGUCUCACAUGUUCAGAGGAUCCAUCUAAAACAGUUAACACAGAAAAACCAGUAUUGUAUUUAUGUGAAUGGGAGUGUUGUACAGCUACAUUUGAAUUGAAACAUCAGGUUGCCUUUCAUGUUUACAGUACACACUUACCUAGCAAGGAAAGUUGGAAAGUAGAUGGAUCACAUCAUAAAUGUUCUGUUCAACUUGUACGUCGUUGCUGUCGUUGGCGAGGCUGUCAGUCAGCAUCACUGGCUCGAGCACCGUACGCUUUAAUGACUCAUGUGCUUGAUAUGCAUUGCAGUCCAAGAGAAUUAGAAGCACGAAGAUCAAAUCAUGCAAAGUCUAAAACUGACUACAGAACUCGAAAUGAACAUUUUUCUGAUGUUAAUUCAUCGAUUGGAGAUACACAUCCAGAAUAUCCUUUAGUUGGUGAUCGUACAGGAUGGGGAAUCAUUCGUUCUGUUGAAGCUAAAAAUAUGCAAACUGAGCUGUUGGCUGCACAACAUCAUUUUCUACUUACAAAUCCCAAUUGUCAUUCAAAUAUCUCAAUAAAUCCACUGGUUCAUUCAGGCAUGAAUAAUCCACCACGUGAAGGACCAGUAACAAAACAUCUUCGAGUAACUUCCGCACUUAUAUUAAAAAACCUAGCAGUACAUGUUGAUCAAGCGAGAAGGUGGUUACUUAAAGAGUCACAACUUUUAUCAGAAAUAGCAUUUGGCUGUACACCAAGCGAAACAGGAUUAAAAACAAACAAUGCCAGUCAUAUUAUUGCCCAAUGUUUAUCUAUAUGUACCUUAAAACAAAAUUCUACGAGUUGCGUUUUAUCACAUCCAUUAGAACGCUCAUUAAACAUUCCGUUAUUAUCUACAGACGCUUGUUCAUCGUUGAAGAUUCAACCGAAUGAAUCGACAAUAUAUCAGUUGAAAGAAUCUACUGUAGAUCUAGAUUCAGAUACUUGUAGUUAA